Molecule: messenger RNA, 7152 nt
Organism: Colletotrichum scovillei
Lineage: Eukaryota; Fungi; Ascomycota; Sordariomycetes; Glomerellales; Glomerellaceae
Product: chromosome segregation ATPase
Exons: 2
Coding region: 355-7152 (2265 amino acids)
Source: RefSeq, a predicted model, not a curated record
GCUUUGCCCUGGAUCACAGAGUCCCGGAUGACCUUGACUUGACAUUGCCUCGUUUUGCUUAGGUUUUGCUUUGCACAUUCGCCAUCAUCGCUUCCUGCAGAGCUUCUUCACAUCUGCUUCCAGCAAUUGACGCUUUAUGCCAUUCUUCCUGGUGCAGCGCGGCGCUCAAGCAACGACUAACACUACCUGAAUAUCCCAUCAUCAACACCAACCUGCCUGGGGGGGACUGUGUCGCAUUGCAUUGACUUACAUUUUCCCUCGCGCCCGCAUUCCAAGGCCUCUUAGCCUCACCACCAACAUCACUCACCCGACCUCCAUCACAUUCUAGUCACCUCGUCGCCCCGUUCGAGAACAAUGGCGCCCGUGGAGCGCGAAGCCUCCAGGGACGCUGAUCGACCUCUGAGACACAGACAAUCAAUGUCUUCUGAUCAAGGCAGAGCUCUGGUCCCCAUGUGGGACAGCUCAGAUCCCGACAGGGCACCACCGCCCUUGCCCAUGAACCCGCAAUCGCCAGUUACAACCUCUAGGAAAGGAACUUCCGUUGCUAUUCAGUCUGCUCACGCUGCUCUAAACGAGAGAGCUCGCGAGAGCGCCAUGCUUCCGGCGCCUUUGACCAAAAGGAAUACCGAAACAUCCCCCGAACGUUCUCUUAUCAAAGGAUCGCACCACAAACGCAUGCAGUCCCUACAACCAGGAAACGUCAGAGACCUCAGCCUUCUCUUGGAGAGUGGCCAGCAAUCCAACCCUCCUUCGCCGACAAAAUCCCCUGAGCGGACACGCCCUUCCACGCCGGCGGCCAACAGAAGAGACAGCUUCGCCGACACAAGAAGAGACAGUUUCGCCGACAGCAGGAGAGAUAGCUUUGCAGAUCUGAGAUCGACGGAGAGAGAGGCCACUACGCCUUCAUCAGUUCAAAGUCAGACACCAGUCGUACGUCCGACAAUGAAAAGACAACAGCAAAGCAUCUUGGGCGAAAACACACCUCCGCAAUCUGCUACCAUGCUUGCCAUACAGAAUAUGCCGCUUCAAGGCCAGCAGGACAAGGAGAACGUCGCAAAUGGCUCUACUGCACUCGUCAAGGCUCCUCAACAGGUCGAAGCUCUUUCGGGGCAGAUUCUAAGUCUCACUAGCAUUGCGACAGCUCUCCAGAAAGACAUGGCCCAGUUGAGCCGAAGAAGUCGUGACAAUGCCACCGACUUGCUUAGUUUGAAGGAAGCGACAAAGGCUCGGGACGAGGAUAUCCGCAAGAGCUUGCGCGAACUUAUCAAUAAUGCCCAGGAUGCUGCUGCAAGCAGCAGGCCGAGCUCCCGCGACCCUUUCGUCAACAGCUUGUUCCUCGAUACUAAGCCCCACCACACCUCCCCUCCACCAAGCAAAGCCGGACGCCCCUUUUCUCUACCUAGAAUUCCUUCACCGAACAGCUUUGCGGCAUCCAUCGAUCGAGAUGCCUUGAGCACACCUUCGCUCUGCAACUCCAACACCAACUCCAACUCAGAGUCUCCGACUACCAUUGCGAUACUAGACAAGAUUAUCAGAGACAUGGGUACGAAGGAGGGACAUGACCUGCUUCUUGCUCGCCUGACCGACGUCGCCGAGAAGCUUGCUGGAGUGGCGCCCGCUUCAAAGGUCGAGGAGCUGAUCCAGCUCGUCAAGACUAAGCCAGUUGACGCCAUGAUCCCGCGAAGCGUCGGCGGUCAUGGAGAGAGCACCAGGAAUAUGCCUCGUGCAGCUGUGUUUGACGACGAUAACAGCACAAUGGACUUUGAUUACGACCCCGGCUAUGCAAGUCAGCUGACCCAUCGAUCCGAGAGGGCCUUGCAUAAUGAGCCCGCCUCGAAAUUUGCGGCAUCUGGCAAUGCUUCUGAGAUCGUCAGUGACGAAGUGCUCAAGAUCAUCCGUACCGUCAAGGACAGCGUAGCACAAGGGGGCGGUCUCACCGCAGAAGUCAAGGCUCUUGUCCGGGAGCUACGUGGCGAAGUCCUGGGUAUGGGACGGGAGAUUGGAAGGAGACUGGACGAAGCUCAGGCACAACCGAAGGCUGAAGAGCCCUCGACCGAUAAUGACGAAGUUUCGAAGAUCGUCCACGAGGGAAUCGAGCAGAUGAGAGAGAACAUGGACGAGCUUCUUCGUGAGCAUCGACGCCAGUCCGCCAACUCUGUGGCCUCAAGAGCACCAGCAAUCGACUAUCAAGAAAUAUAUAAUGCCAUGAGAGCAGCGCUCCGAGACUCCCAAGCAUCGCAGGAGAAAGAGCCUGAUCUGAAUCGGGAGGAUGUCAUCGAGGCUGUCAGGGACGCCUGGGAAAACUACAAGCCCGAGGUUGAGAACCAAGAUCCUGGUCUUGGACGUGAAGAGAUCCUCGAGUACCUCAAAGAGGGAUUGCAGGACUAUGUCGACAGGGACCAGGAGCCCGUGGGAGCUUCGCGAGAAGAGGUGUUCCAAGCAGUUGUCGAGGGUCUCAAGCAUUUCUCGCCUCCCCGCGUCGAGACACCAACAAGCCUCUCACGAGACGAGAUUCUGGAAGCCGUUCGCGAGUGCUUAGAGGAGUUCGAGUUCCCUGUUGCCCCCUCAGCGUUCACACAAGAACUCACCCGAGAGGACAUGCUUCAUGCGGUCAAGGAAGGUCUCAGCGGCUACGAUCUGCCUACCGCCGGAGCUCUCGUACCGCACCAGAGCAACAACGAAGAAGUCGUCACUCGUUUGCAAGAUAUUCUUGAGUACAUGCGUGGAGAGUUCCGAGCAGUGACAGAGGAUGCGAAAGUGAACGCCGCCGCCAACGGACGUGACACUGAGCAGAUUUUGGACGCUACUAAGGACGGUCUGGAGAAGCUUCGUGCCGACAUGGAAGCAUAUGUCAGUCAUCUCAGUGGCAGCACCGCCGGGCAGGAAGAAAUCACCCAAACUCUUCUCGGCACAUUAGAUACCUUCAGAGAUGAGAUGGCUAUGCUGGUCGACCGCGUUUCGAGCGAUUCCAGGUCAACAAUCGAGUCACACAUGGAGUCGCUACGCGACACCGUCAACUCCUCCAUGGUGCCGGUCACUCCGCAAGUCAACCAGAAGGAGAUUAUCGAAGCCGUGAGAGAUGGAAUCGACAGUGUGCGUGGCGAACUGCGCCGACCCUUUGCCGGCGUCACGGACAUUUUAGAUGCUCUCCACGAUGGCUUGGCCGAUCUGCGCAUCAGCAUUGACAAGGUCGCGAACCGGCCAGCGGAUCUCACAGCUAACGAUGAGGUCCUCGACGCAUUGAAAGCCGGGCUGGACAAUGUUCGCUCAGAAAUCGAUGGUCUCCGGGAACUGCAAGGCCAGAACGACAAAGCAUUGACAACCAUGCAUGACGGCGCUGUUGUACCGGUCCCGGCCGAUGCCCUCAAGCAGGAUGACAUCAAAAACCUUGAGGUUCUCAUCACUCAGCUCCGGAUCAAGAUCGAGGCCAUGGAACCCGCGAACGCCGAUCCUGUCGCCAAAGAUGAUCUCACUCGUAUGGAGGACAUGCUUCGUUCUCUCCAGGAAUCUGCAUCCAAGGACGACAUGCUCCGUCUCGAGGACAUGCUUCGACUUGUACAAGAGUCGGUCUCCAAGGACGAGACUUCCCGAAUCGAAGAAGUCCUGCUCAACGCCCAGAGCUCAGUCACCAAGGAGGAUAUUACCCGUCUGGAAGAGGCGAUUCUGCCCAUCCAGGAGUGGGUCAAGUCCAAGGAGAGCCCUGUCAGCACCGAUGCUUCAACAAAGGAGGACGUCCAGGCGAUUGAAACUAUCCUUCGUAACACUAAGGGUCGGCUGGACGACCUCAUUGACAACGAGCAAGCGGUGCGAAAGGAACAUCUAGACAGCUUGGAGAACACCAUACUGGAAACCAGGGAAGCCAUCAAUCUCAUCACUACGCAGCUGGAUACUCUCCCGAAGAAGGAUGACGUGACAUCCGUUGAAGCAUUGGUAACACAGGUUGCUGCAGGCUUUGAAGAAAUGAAAGAGAGCGCUGCCAAGCAAUUGGAGGAUCCCGAGCGAGUUACCAAGACUGACGUCGAGGCUGUGGAAGCUGCUUGUCACGAUAUCAAGGACGUGUUCGAUCAACUGCUCAAAACUGAGAUCGCCACCCUCGUCACCAAGGAGGACCUGAAAAAGACAGAGACGACCUUGGAGGAGCUCAAAGGCCCCCUCGAGGCGUUGGUGGUUCUGGAGGGGCUCAAGGAAGGACUGCAGGAGGGCAUGAAAGUCCCAUUGGAUGAGCUGAAGACGGAGCUAAAGACGGACCUCAAGAUCCCCAUCGAGGAGCUCAAGGCUCCACUCGAAGAGCUUAAGACACGACUUGACCUCCUGGUCGAGUCGCACGACAAGGGAAGCGAGGAGCGCCAAGCCGAGAUCGUUGGCGUUAGCGAACGUGUGACUGAAGUCAAGACCUUCCUCGAGGAGUUCCAGGGUUUGGUCAAGGGUAAACUCGAAGAGGGUGCCACUGGAGUCGAGAGCCUCUCAAAGCUACUUGAGGGUGUGUCGACAGCAGUGGAGAACAACGCUUCGGUCAACCAAGACCUGAAGGACCUCUCCGAUACGAUGAAGCUAGAGUUCGAGGAGUCCAAGGCCGCCGUAGUCGGUGCUAAGCUGGAGUCAGACGAGAAGUUCCAGCAGACCACUGAUGCCUUGAGCGCCAAGAUUGAGGAGAAGGUCACGGAGCUGAUGACCAAGUACGACGAGUUUCACGUUGCCCUUGACGACCGCGCCAAGGCUGGGGAGGCAAGAGAUGCCAGCACCGAAGAGGCAGUCCUGGGUACCAAGGCUGUUGCGGAAGAGCUCAAGUCUCUCGUGGACACACUUGGCGCUGCUGUUACCGACUCGAUGGAGAAGAUGGAGGAGGCAUCCAAGACUGUAUUCACCAGAGUUGAGGAUCUCAUGACCAAGUCUGAGGAGAACCACACAGAUGGGAAGGCCGACCACCAGCAAACUCGGGAUCACCUGAAGCAAGCUGUCGACGCCGUCGAAAUCAUUCAGGGACAGCUUGUUGAAUCUCAACCCCAGAUCUUGGAAUCGAUCAAAGAUGUCUUGCUUAUUGUUGGUCAACAUUACGAUUACGCCAAGACGUCAACGAAUGAUAUACAAAAGACAAUCGAGGAUGCCAAGCCAGUCGAGCUCGCUCUGCCACCAAUCCCAGACAAGUAUGACGACACUGUCGUUCUCGAGAAGCUUACCAAAUUGAUCGAGCAUUCCGAGGUUCCAGUCGAGAAGUACGAUGAUGCAGGUGUUCACGAAAAGCUCGACAAGCUCGUUGAACAUGCUUCUGUUCCUGCUGAGAAGUACGAUGACGCGCCAGUACACGAGAAGCUUGACAAGAUCGUGGAGCAUGUCUCCACUCCGGCAGAGAAAUACGACGACACGCCCGUUCAUGAGAAGCUUGACAAGCUUGUAGAGCACUCUCAAGUACCAGUCGAAAAGUACGAUGAUGCGCCGGUCCACGAGAAACUUGACAAGCUCGUUGAACAGCAGCUGUUGAUCCCGACUGAAAAGUACGACGACGCGCCGGUCCAUGAGAAACUUGACAAACUUGUGGAGCACUCUCAGAUACCUGUGGAGAAGUAUGACGACGCGCCUGUUCAUGAGAAACUCGACAUGCUUGUGGAGCACUCUCAGGUGCCUGUUGAGAAGUACGAUGAUGCGCCGGUGCAUGAGAAGCUUGACAAGCUCUCUGAACAGCAGCUGUUGAUCCCGACCGAGAAGUACGACGACGCAGUGGUCCAGGAAAAGCUGGACAGGAUCGCCGAGUACCAGUCUCUGCUUCCGACUGAGAAGUACGACGAUGCGGCAGUUCAGGAGAAGCUCGACAUGCUUGCCUGUGGGCAGUCAUUGAUCCCUACGGAGAAGUACGACGAUGCGCCAGUGCACGAGAAGCUGGACAAGCUUGCCGAGCAGCAGUUGUUGAUCCCAACCGAAAAGUACGAUGACACCAAAAUUCGGGAACAGCUCGGAGUUCUGGCUGAACAGCAGGCACUGAUCCCCACCGACAAGUAUGACGAUGCCGCCGUUCACGUCAAGCUGGACGAGCUCGUUGAUCAUAGUCAUGCUGCUGAGAAGGCCUUUGGUCAGCUCGACACUCUUGAAAAGGUCCAUCAGCAAGUCAUCCAAACAGCCACGGACAUCUCGCUCUUCCUUGCAAGCCAGACCAAGAAGAUCAAAGACGAGGAAGACGACAGAGAGCAGUUUCUCCAGGAGGUGAACAUUGAUCUCGAGCGCAAGCUUGCUCUCAAGGAGCAGAUCGAAGCCAGUUUGCUGGAUCUGAAGCAAGAGGAAGAGAGACUCAGGGCUUCUGUUCUCGGACUUCGGACGGAGCAAGAAAGUCUCAUCCGGCAAAAGACAAGACUGACGGGCGAUGUCUCGUCUCUCGAGACUGCACUGCAUAUCCGUCGGGACGAGCUUCACGACAUGGAAUCUCGUGCCGAGGGCUUGGAGCGCCGCAUUCUGGAAGGUGUUAUGGACCAUUCCCGCGUAUUGUUGAUGUCGAAGGCAACCAAAGGGCGCGACGCUAUGAGCCGUAAGCGUGUCCGGGACCAGAAGCCGGGUCAGGAGAAUGGAGUCCCCGAGAAGCCUGCAUCUCCUGCUGUCAACUUGGCCCUUUCCGCGAAACGAAACCUGAAGCCUCCGUCGCAAGCAGGCGCUGCUCGCCGUAUCUUAUCCCUGAGCCAGAUCACGAACAACGUGCCAACCGGUGGAGUUCAGCGCAGCCAGAGCGUCAGGACUGCUGGCGCCCGUGGUCAUCGCAAGUCUAGUUGGGCUGGAGGCUUCUCGAAGGGCUACGGAGAUCUCGAUAAGGAGAACAUGUCUUUGAAGGAGACGGAGGAGGAGAACAUGCCCAGUCCCACGCCUGUUAUGCACGAAGAACCAGCUGGGGCCGAUGAUCCCAGUGAUACCGAGACGCUCCGUCGCAGCAGUCAUGGCAGUCGUAUGAGCCGUGGUAGCCGCGGUACAACUGUCGUGACAGAGAGUACCGAAAACUACACCGGCGACGGCGAUUAUUCGGACUAUUACGACGAUAACCACAGCGAUUUGCAGAGUGACCUCCAAAGCGAGUGGACUGAGAGUGUAGUGAGCUCAAACGUCAGUUCUAAUGUUAGUUCAGACCUUGGCUCCGACCUCAGUCAAGAAACUCUGAACAAUGAAGUCGCGGCCUAG